UGUUACUAAGCCUUCUAUUACGUUAAUGUGCUGUAUACUCCUUUGUGGUCAUAUGAUCAGUUUGUGAAUUGGUAUCGAAUUUAAGGGAGUGUCUUAAUUUUAUGGCAAUAUCUUUAAGAAUAAAAAUGUUCAAAUUAUUUUUGUGUUUUGUAGCUGCAUUAGUUGCAGUUAAAGCAAGUGGAGAUUUUGUAGUUUUACACAGUCCAAAUAGUGUUAUGUUCAAUGGGAAUGAAGAAGUGGAACAAAGCUUGCUUAAAGAAGUAUUAGCGGCUGCUCUAGGGUUCACUGUCAAACUGAGAGGAAUAUGGAGCGGUAUUUCUAUCACUGAUCCAUUUAGACUUCCAGAAGCUGUUGUUGCAGUAGCGAUAGAAGGAGUAGAUUCUUUGGACAUACCAAAAGGAAAAAGAUUUCCUUUAAAUGUGAAUGAAGUUGAAGAAACAACAUGGCAGGCUCUUAGAGAACGUCUUGAAGAGAGAGACAACGAUAAUACCUUAGUGAGGAUAUCUUUAGGUGAUGGUUUGGAUGCUCUAGGACAAUCUGCUCUUGGAGAAUUAAAACCCACCCCCAUCGAUGAAACAUCUUUAAGAGCUUUAAGCCUAGGAAAAGAAGAGGACAAAAAGUUCCUUGAAGAAGUAGAAUUACUCCAUGCUAUUGCUAACAAAGCACCUUCGGCGAUCAAACCAGAUUCAAAGCCUGAUAUUUAUUGGCUUGUCGUAUCUUCUUUGCGCCCGAUUUUAGAUACUUAUGGAAGUAAUUCAACUGCAUCUAGGGAAGCCCUGUCAUUGUUGAAUAAUGCUUUGAAUGUCAUUCAUGAUGCAUUUAUUCAAGCUUAUGAUGGUCAGGUAUUGAUUGUGGCAUUCACAAAUGAUGCAACUAAGGUACAUCAUAUCCGUUCAGUAACUUUAGACAGGCAAAAACGGGAUGCUCCAGAUACGGCUAAUAGAACUAAAAAUCUAGAAUCUGCUUCGGAAGCUAAACGGAUGAAUAAUAGUACAAUAUUUAAUAACAACAACAAUAAUGAUAACUAUAAUAAUAAUAAUAAUAAUAAUGUAAUAAAGCAAGAUGAUCAACGAGAUGAAAAGAAAAAGAUAGAAGACGAAGAGGAUUCGAAUACAAGUAAUAAUAACACUAGCACAAACUACAGUGAUAUGAAUAAUUCUACUGCGAAUAGCGAUACUCGUGAUGAUAGUGGAAUCAGUGAGAAUCAGGAUAUGACUAAUAUGGAUAUAUAUUCCAACACACAAAAUAUAGGACAGGACGUAACGAUUCGCUCGCGCUCGAAAGACUACACGGAAAAUUAUCCCAUUAUCUUUAAUAUCCUCUUAUGGUUUGGAGUUGUUUUUGUCUUUUCACUGUUUGCUAUUUGCAUUGCCAUUUCGCAAAUGGAUCCAGGCCGAGAUUCUAUAAUAUACAGGAUGACUUCUAAUCGUAUGAAGAAGGAUAAUUAAAUGUAAAUACAAGCUAAAUAUAUAAUAAUGAAAAGAAUGUUCUGCAUAUAAUCUGUACUUAAUUUAUUGAUGAUUCGUACGAUAUGCAUCCAAAAUUUCACUUCGAAUCGAUGUGGUAUCAUUUUGUAUCCUAAAGAUGUAACGAAUCACUAUGAUAUACUCAUAUGUAAAAUGUGUAUUUGUAAACGGUCAAUCAUUAAUAUUAAUCGUUCAACUUAGUGUAAACAAUGUCUAGUGUUCUUUGUUGCAUAUUACAUAUAACCAAUAAACGAUUACGAAAUCACACCCGUAGAAUAAUAAUAAAAAUGUUCGAAGUAGAUGAAAUUUGUCAUAAACGAGUACAAAUAAUAGCAGAACAUGUAUGCAAAUGUGUAGUUAUAUAAAAUAAUGUUACGAAAGUUAAGUUGAGCUUUUUGUUACCUAAAGUAAUGAAUAAUUAUAAAACAGAUCAUACCAUAUUAUAUUAUGAUCUUAGAGAUUUAACAAAUUUUGAAAUUUGAACUGUCUUUAAAUAUUAUGAAAAUUUGUAUCGAAAGAAUCAAUGAGUUAAUCUGUAAAUUUUUAUCUGACAAAUAUUAAAUCGAAUUAUGCGGUA
This is a messenger RNA of Bombus huntii, 2043 nucleotides long. RefSeq names its product ATPase H(+)-transporting accessory protein 2 (gene ATP6AP2). Gene Ontology annotation, biological process: positive regulation of Wnt signaling pathway. The transcript is spliced from 9 exons. Gene Ontology annotation, molecular function: signaling receptor activity. Gene Ontology annotation, cellular component: membrane; external side of plasma membrane. The record is from RefSeq and is a predicted model, not a curated record. Bases 102 to 1448 code for a protein of 448 amino acids. NCBI's taxonomy places the organism in Eukaryota, Metazoa, Arthropoda, Insecta, Hymenoptera, Apidae.